UCCCUCGCGAGAGUCUCCUCGAUAAUCCGCGGUUUUUUAUGCCUAAAAAUCAUUCAGUCUUGUUUCUAAAAAACAGGGGGGCGGACACCGAUACAACAACUGCUGUUGUGUCACACAUUACUGUCAGCCAGCGCUAGGAAGGAAGAGGAGGAGGAGGACGACGACGACCAGGAGAAGGAAGCUUAUUGUUAUUCUUUAGUCGUUGCUACAGCAGCUGCUCCAAAAAUGUCUUUCGGAGAAAAGUUGGCUGCUAUCAUGCAGAGGCCGGGACAGGACCCAUCCCCCAAGGACGAUGUGCCCUGGUACCUCAAGUACGCAGGACGUGCAUUGGGCACUGUUGGCAGUUUCAUUGCAAUAUUUUUGGGAGCAUGGAAUUGUGCUGGAAUUUUACUGGCACAAGUGAGCUGCUUCCUAAGUGGCCUGUGGCAGAUGGUUGCCGGAUUUUUAGUUAUUACAAUCGAGGCACCUUGUUGUUGUAUGUUCAUUGACUUUGUUCAACAGUUGAGCGACUGGGUGGACAAAAGACCGUAUUGGAAUAGAGCAGCUGCUUAUUGUGGUCUAGCGAUACCUGCAAUCUUCCUAUGUCCGGGUCCAAGUACUAUAUUUGGUAGUGGUCUGAUAUUUGCAACUGGUAUAAUUUAUGGAAUGAUGUCUAUUGGCAAAAAGGCAUCGAGAGAUGAUAUGAUCAGAGCAGCGGCGGUGACUGAGCAGCAGCAGCAGGGAGUGUCGUCGAGCACGAGGUCGAACCUGGUUGAAAACGCUCAGCCAAUGGGCAUCAGCCCAAGGCCCGACAGCAACGUCUGACGUCCUCGAAGACAUUUCGCUACUACUGCUACUACUAAACUACUAUUGCUAUAGAGCCGUUUGCGAAUGACGCGAGAGCAAAUGAGUUUUAUCUUGAACUUUUUCUUCUAUCCUUUUUUUUGUCUUUUAUAUAUUCAAACAAAGUAAGUUUAUAGAUGAUUUUGAAUUUUGUAAGGCAAACGUAGGUCGCAAGGAGUUUAUUUAUUGCUGUUUUAAGUGAUGAUUGUUAAUUAAUAGUGAGUUCUUAUGUUGCACGUGGAAAAAUAUUAGCAAAGGUAAGGUACAUUUCACGUUUGUUUGUUAUUUAUAUAAUAUAUACAUGUUGACUGAGUAUUUAAUGUGAGUUUAUCACAGAUUUUUUCAACAGUUUUAAUUUUUACGUUCAUUUUUUCGAAAACUCGAAAAAUAACAUUGAUCAUUUGUAAAUCGAAGAUUACGCAAUUAGAAAGUUUAAAGUCUAUUUUUUUACAUCAAACUAAUUUGUUCAUUUCAUCACUAUUUUCUUACUUGUGCAGUAACAAAUUAUCGUUUUUAAUUAAUUAAUUAAAUAUUAUUUGAAAUAUUUAUUUUCAAAAAUAGAUUUUGAAAAUAUUACAUAAUCUCAUUUUGAUAUACACUUUCGAAAAUUUAUCGUGAAAUAGGUGAUUAGAUACAUCGAUAUCUAUUGAUCUCAUGAAAAUAACUUUUGAGAAAAAUAGUUACCAUUUUUAAAAAUGGACAAAUUAAUUUAUAUAAUACCAAAUUAAUGAUAAUGUGUAUUGUUACUUACUUUUUUUAAAAACAACCUCCUUGACGAUAAAUAACUAAAUACUUAUGAUGAAUGGUAUAUACUUCCUAUAUACAUUCCUUUUGAUUUUUAGAAAGUUUUAUAUUAAAAAUGGUAAACCCAAAGGACUGAUUUUUAGUCGACGUAUUUAAAUUGGGAACUACAUAUCGCCGUCGAUGUCCUGGUUAAUGCGUAAUUAGGCUUCAAUUUUUUUAGCUACUUCCCGUAUAAACAUACAUCUUUCAAUUUCGGAAAGAUUUCUCUAUAAUUAGCUGAUUAGGUUGAAUUUUUGUCUUCUUUCGAGUUGCCCACUUUUCUCAGAAUGUUUUACGAUUUUAGUUUUUUUUUGUCUCGUAAAAAAAUAACUUAAAAAAACUUACGAAGAGUUCAACUUAAUAGUUUUACUUCCACAACAGAGAAAUUAUUCCGAACGAGAUUACAAAAGCAGCCAAACUAUUUUUCCCCAACAGAGAACCUCGUCCCGAGUCUCAUAUUAUUUUAUGUACGGUUUUACACCUAAGAAUUGUUUUUUCAUAGAGUCAGCUGAAUCUUGGCCUCCUCACGUAUGGUUACUAGUUGUAAGCUUAUACUACAUGAUAAAAUAAUACAAUUUUAAGAUACACGAGACACAAAGACUCUUCAAAUUUUCGAGGAGCGCAACUAUAAAAGUAUAUAAAUAAUAAUAAUAGUGUUAUACAAUGUACGAAUGCUAAAAAGUAUAUAUGUUUACUUUGCAAUGAAUCGUGUACCGUAAUAUUAUUAAUUUUAACGAAGCAUACGUGAUUUUUAUUAUAAUUUUUGAAUCUAUAGAAUUUUUGGUAGUCGUGUAUACAAAAGUAGAGAUGUUUGGAUGAAAUAAUGCAUUACACAAUGUUAUUAUCUUAAGUGUAUAAUAUAUAUUAUGUAUAAAUAUAUAAUCGUUUAUUAAUUAUACUUUGUAUACUGAGCUCUAACUUUGAGAAAAAUUGUAUAUAAAUUAUUUGAAUGUCAUAUCAAUUGUUAAUUGAACGUAAUCACGUGCAUUUUUACAUCGACGUAAUGGCUGUCACUUGGAGUACUUGCCGAUAAUUUAUAUAUAAUGUUUUCUUUAAAAUCUCACAACAGCAAUCAGCUCAGUGAUGUUUUGAAUGUUUGUUAAAACGAGUCAUUUUAUUAGUACAUCGUUAUAGUCGAAAAUAGCUCUGUGUCAAGGAAUAAUGUGGUAGAUAAUAUAAAGACAAUUUUGUUUUAUAUAGCAUGGCUAGGCAAUGUGUGCAUCGUUAUGAUAUCGUGUUCAUGAAAUGCCACCAAAAAUUACACGUACAAAAGAGGGGGAAUAAUUAUUCGUGCAAUAUAUCGCGUGGUAGCCGGCUAUAUUGCAUUAUUACCGUGUCUCUUGGGUUAGCGCACUUAAAGGAACAAAAAUGAGAAACAUGCAAUGUACUGAAAGGUUUUCAGUACUCUAUUACAUUUAUAUUGUUGUAUUAUCAAGAGUAACAUACAUAUAUGAGUUAUGAGCGAAAAAAUUAACCAACAGUGAAUAUUGCACGUAUUACGUACAUUGAAAAUUUUCUGGAAAAUUAUCUUGAAACUAUUUUACGAUUACUUUAAUGUCAUACAAGUAAAAUCGUCAUGAAAAAAAAGAAUACAAACAAAUAAAAAUGUCUUGUUAUUUUUGAACGUUAUAUUAAUAUUAAUAUGAUGAUUGUUAUUGAAAUCGUUUGUAAAUUUUUUGCGAGCACAUACAAAGUCACACAACUCGUCCAACCGAUGAUUAAAUAAAAUUUUCGACACAAACAAUUUACUUCAAAAACAUCAAAAAAAUUGAUUUUUCGAGGAAGAAAAAAACUAAUACGCGAGUUAUAUUCGCAAAUGAUUGUGCGCAUAAGUUAUCAUUGACAUUACAAAUAAAUACGUCAACACGGCCACAAAAAUAUAAUACGCAUAUUCACACACAAGUUGUAAAAUGAAUUGGUGUAGUAGUCAUUUACAGUAUGUCAAGCAGACGUUACCUUCGUCUCGAAUCCACCGAAAAUUAUGACAUUUGCAAAAGUAAUUAAGUGUCUAAGUAACAUCCUGACAGCUCUGUCGCAAUUUAGCGUCAUGUGUUAGAAAAAAAAAAAUCUACGUUAUUUACGCUCAUGUUGUCAUU
Molecule: messenger RNA, 3701 nt
Organism: Copidosoma floridanum
Lineage: Eukaryota; Metazoa; Arthropoda; Insecta; Hymenoptera; Encyrtidae
Gene: fwe
Product: calcium channel flower
Biological process (GO): vesicle-mediated transport
Cellular component (GO): membrane
Source: RefSeq, a predicted model, not a curated record